UCCCAGGGGGGAAGGAUGGCGGCCGUCUCCCGCCUGCUGGAGCGUCUCCUCUGGCCAGCUCCCAAGGAAGAGGAGGAGGCGGAGCGCGGGCACCCUGGCGGGCCUCAGUCUCUCCUGGACGCGCCGCGCUGCGCCCAGCGGCUACACCGGGGUGCGGCGGCCGCGUGGGGCCUGAGCUUCGGGGUGAGCUCUGUGCAGGGCUGGCGCGCGCGCAUGGAGGACGCGCACUGCGCUUGGCUAGCGUUGCCGGGGCUGCCUCCUGGCUGGGCCUUCUUCGCUGUCCUGGACGGCCACAGCGGGGCGCGAGCCGCCCGCUUUGGCGCGCGCCACCUGCCGGGCCACGUGCUGGAGGCGCUGGGCCCGGCGCCCCGGGAGCCAGAGGAUGUGCUCGGGGCCCUGCGCCGCGCCUUCCUGAGCGCCGACGCGCGCCUGCGCGCGCUCUGGCCUCGCGGCGAGCCCGGCGGCUCCACCGCCCUAGCGCUGCUCGUCUCCCCGCGCUUCCUGUACCUGGCGCACUGCGGUGACUCCCGCGCGGUGCUGAGCCGCGCCGGCGCCAUGGCCUUCAGCACGGAGGACCACCGGCCCAUGCGGCCCCGGGAGCGCGAGCGCAUCCACGACGCGGGAGGCACCAUCCGCCGCUGGCGCCUGGAAGGCUCUCUUGCCGUGUCGCGGGCGCUGGGCGACUUUGCCUACAAGGAGGUUCCAGGGAGGCCUCCCGAACUGCAGCUCGUGUCCGCGGAGCCGGAGGUGGCCGCCCUGGCCCGCCAGGUCGAGGACGAGUUCAUGCUUUUGGCCUCCGAUGGCGUGUGGGACGCUAUGUCUGGGAGCGCCCUGGCAAGACUGGUGGCCUCGCGCCUCCGUUUGGGUCUGGCCCCCGAGCUUCUCUGCGCGCAGCUGUUGGACACGUGUCUGUGCAAGGGCAGCCUGGACAACAUGACCUGCAUCCUGGUCUGCUUUCCGGGGGUGCCUGGGCCUUGUGAGGAGGCGAUCCGGAGGGAGCUAGAGCUGGACACAGCCCUGGGACAGAGGGUCGCCGAGCUGUGCACCUCUGCCCAGGAGACCCCCAGCCUGAACACGAUUUUCAGGACUCUGGCCUCGGAGGACAUCCCAGGAUUACCACCGGGAGGAGGGCUGGACUGCAAGGCCACCAUCAUCGCUGAAGCAUAUGGUCACCAUUGUCAGGUCUCAGAAGAGUGCUGGGAGAAAGGGCAGAGUAGGGCUGGGAAGCCCACCAGCACCCAUUCAAACUCUGCAUUGGGUUUGGAAGCCUGACAGCUGUCAUCCUUUGGGGAACCUCCACCCAGCUGGGGCCCCAACAGAACUAAGGAAGAAAACUGCUCCCUGCCCCAGCUACGUGGACCAGCGGAAGGAAGACAGGCUGAUGGAGGAACCCCAGAAUGUUUAUUUCCCUCUUUCUUAGUUCCCUCUCACCGAAAAGUCAGUUCAAUAACCUUCCCUUCCCUUCCCAUUUUUCACAAGGUUUUUGAGGGGGAAGUAGGAGAGUGUUUUUUCUUAUUAAAUUUUAAUUACAUAGAUAAUUCAAAAUACAUUUUUCUUGCAGAAAACAGACAAACAGCAUUUACCCAGUCAGCUGGCAAAUAUGUAUUGGACACACAGGCCUUGCUCACAGCCAUGAAGCAGGCAGAUCCACCGAGAUCCCUGCCCCUUGGGGACCCCUAAUAGGGGGAGACAACAAACAAGAGUACCAAUAAAUAAAGUCAUUGCAGAGACUGAUGAGUGUCAUGAGGAAAAUAAAACACAGUGGUGUGAUAAAAA
Messenger RNA from Choloepus didactylus (southern two-toed sloth), 1776 nucleotides. RefSeq names its product protein phosphatase, Mg2+/Mn2+ dependent 1N (putative) (gene PPM1N). Bases 16 to 1272 code for a protein of 418 amino acids. Gene Ontology annotation, biological process: protein dephosphorylation. NCBI's taxonomy places the organism in Eukaryota, Metazoa, Chordata, Mammalia, Pilosa, Megalonychidae. The record is from RefSeq and is a predicted model, not a curated record. Gene Ontology annotation, molecular function: manganese ion binding; magnesium ion binding; protein serine/threonine phosphatase activity. The transcript has 5 exons.